CGUUGCUUUGCUCCUCAGCUCGGAACUUCCCGACUAGAGACCAGACCAGACGGUGGAUCCGAGCUGCUGAUCUGCCGCCCCUUCAUCUGUCGAUCCCCGACAAAUGGAAGCACGCAGCUCUUCUACUCAUCUAUAUGCAGCCUGUCGGGGGUCUAUGGACAUAUAAAUACAUGCACCAGGCGCACGGUAUAGCUCCUUACAGUUGUACUGAUCAUCAUCUUCCCCAUCUCCUCGUCCGUACAUUUCUCAUCUUUCCAGCUAGAACUUGCCUCUCUGCUUCUUCCGACCCGACCCGAUCGGACGGUGGAUCCCUUCUAUCGUCCAUGGCGGAUAAGUGGAAGCACACGGCUCUACUGGUCAUCGACAUGCAGAAAGAUUUUGUGGAGGAGGAGGACAGCCCGAUGAGGGUGAACGGCGGCGAGGCCAUCGUCCCCAACGUUAUUGAGGCUGUCGAAGUUGCCAGGCGGAGGGGCAUUCUCGUCAUUUGGGUGGUCCGAGAACAUGAUCCUCUUGGCAGAGAUGUCGAGCUCUUCCGCCGGCAUUGGUACUCGCCAGGGAAACCUGGGCCAACCAGCAAGGGCAGCAGAGGAGCAGAGCUAGUCGAUGGCCUUGUGAUCAGAGAAGGAGACUACAAGCUGGUGAAGACGCGAUUCAGCGCAUUCUUCGCCACUCACCUUCAUUCGCUUCUCCAGGGCGCCGGAAUAGAUACUUUAGUUAUAACCGGCGUGCAAACUCCUAAUUGCAUCAGGCAAACAGUCUUUGAUGCGGUAGCACUAGAUUAUAAGUCAGUCACGGUACUUGUUGAUGCCACUGCUGCUGCCUCUCUCGAGGUGCAUCUCGCCAAUGUAUUCGAUAUGAAGAAUGUUGGUGUGGCUACACCGACUUUGGAGCAAUGGUCGAAGUCUGAUGCUUGAUCUGUCUAUCGAGCAGAGUUUGAUGUGUUUAAUAAAUCGUUAUUUCUGUAGGAAUGAUGGGAAGCAUGAUGUAUUAUCAUUUCUCAGGUGGACUCAUGCUGUAAAUAUUCCCUAAUUACAUAAUUCAGCCUCAACCUAUGCCA
Messenger RNA from Punica granatum (pomegranate), 1057 nucleotides. The record is from RefSeq and is a predicted model, not a curated record. Lineage: Eukaryota; Viridiplantae; Streptophyta; Magnoliopsida; Myrtales; Lythraceae.